Messenger RNA from Pocillopora damicornis (cauliflower coral), 2712 nucleotides. RefSeq lists its product as uncharacterized. Gene Ontology annotation, biological process: G protein-coupled receptor signaling pathway. The record is from RefSeq and is a predicted model, not a curated record. Gene Ontology annotation, cellular component: plasma membrane. Gene Ontology annotation, molecular function: G protein-coupled receptor activity. NCBI's taxonomy places the organism in Eukaryota, Metazoa, Cnidaria, Anthozoa, Scleractinia, Pocilloporidae.
GGAGAAACAAACUCUGUCGAUACAAUUUUUCGGAUCGUUUCGGGAUUCAGUCUCAAAUUCUGAACACAUUUUCACUUACGAUGGAGCGCACGUUUGAGAAAUCUCUCUGCCUUGGAACAGGAAUUCCAUUUGCGGCGCUGAUAUUUAUUAUUUCAAUUCCCAAUGCAAUGAUCUUAGUAACUCUAUACAGAAAUCCUCUUCGCUGCUUCAGAAAAACCUUCACGGUGUUUCUAGCGUUCAUAACCGCGACAGAUCUCUUUGUGGGGAGUGUGGUUUGCACUGGAGAAGCCAUAACGCGAUUUUUGUGUUCUUUCCGUGGAAAACAGUUUCCUGGCGAAGGUGACAUUCCCACAAUUUUAGGAUACAUUGGAAUCAACAGUUCAAUCCUUAUGGUCACUGCUAUGUCCGUGGAUCGACUUGUGUCGGUCGUUUGCCCACACUUUUAUCUAAACACGGUUAAACCAAAGACACUUGUCUUAUGCAACUCAAUCAUCGUUAUUUUUUCUGCGAUAUUUGCCUGCCUCCAACUUGCUGGGAUUCCAAUUGAUGUGUAUAUUUCCAUAGAUAUACAUCUGCACACGACAUUUCCUCUUAUCACGACAAGUUUGUCUUAUUUAGGAAUAUUCUUUGUUUUGCGGAAACGCGCUCGAGUCGAUUUUCAAAGACGGGAGGCCAAUUCGACAAAUACUCAUCUUGGUGACAUGCGAGCGAUAACGCGCGUUAAAAGAGAACGGAAAUUUGUCACGACUUCCUUCUUAAUUCUGCUUUUCCUAAUCAUCUCCCUAAUUCCAUACUUUGCAUCAAUUCUUGUUGAGGCGAACUGUUCUGGUUGUCGCGGCAAGAAAUGGCUUAUUGUGCUGAGAGAAUCUUCAAUGGUAUUCUUAUUUCUAAAUUCAACUGUGAACCCGUUAUUGACAACAUUUCGGAUCAACGAGUUGAAACAUUCCUUAAGAAUUGUCAUCCGCGUGCAAAGAAAAGAAGAUGUAAGCAGUUUUGGAAGUUCUGUCCAACAGAAAACAAUGAGGAAUACAGCCUCCGUUUAACUGGCUUAACUCUACUCUGCUCUGAAGAGCCUAUGAACAAGCCAAACAAAGGAUUCCUCUCGAGUUGCAGAAAUAGAACCUUAGUCAACCUUGUGGAUUCCAACUACAGCAAGUUUCGUUUCUAUGGUCGAAUAAACCACCAACAGUGCUAUGAACAGGGAACUCCUAAGCGCGCUAUACCACACACCAAAGCUAAUAGAGUCCUUUGUUCACCUGCAGCGACCUUAAACAAACCAUGACGGCGACAGCAGUGAAACAUGGCAAAACAAAAGCUUUCAAGGGGCAAAACAAUAGCUAUGCGCGUGCAUUUUUUACAUUCUCUGACCGUCCUUUGCAAAACAGCAAGGUGAAGUCACCAACGUUUUCGUGGAAACCCCGAAGGCUAAAUAUUCACGUAUCUUUUUCGGAAUUCAACGCUGCUUAGAAAUGCUUUGUUUAGGCUGCAUCAGGAUCGUCGAAAACUGGCACUAUUGUAGAGACGGUAAACCAAUCGAUCCAUUUGGGAAAUUCAUAAUAAAAUUAUGAAUUCAUUUUUUCCUUUAGAAAAUCAAGUUAACUUUUCUGCGUUGUCGUCCUGUCUGUUUAAGGCCCUUUACGCCAAUUCUCCACCGACUGUUCUAUGCACAAUUCUAUUCGGCGUGCUAGGCGAGGCGUUAUUAGGCUUUUAACGUCUAUGACAGGAGCAUGUGACCUGUUCGCAGGUCCGAUUUUUCGACUGGAUAUCAUUACCCUGUUAGCUCGAUCGUGCAUAACUAAUUUGGAAACAAGGCCACAUGCUACGUUUGUAUGGAAUUCAGUAAAGUUAAGGUUUUCCUGAAUUAACUAGGGAGUACAAACCUGAAAUUCUGCUUGAAAUGAAACACUGGAAAACUACGCAGCGAGCAGUUAGAAAGACUGACGAAAAUUUUUGUUAUUUGUGUCCCGGGAGAUCUAUAUCAUCGGAGAAUAUCCUCAAUAUGCUUUCACUCAUGGCAUAGGUGCAUAUGGAUGAAGUUAUACACUGCCAUACUUAUUCUGACCAAGGUAAUUUCAAUACUAAAGAAGCAAAAAUUCUUUAAAAUGAUAACAACGCAGCUUCUUCGGACCAUAAAGUUAAGUAGAGUGUCGGAGAGGUAUUUUAUACUAUAGGGAAAAACUCGUAAUUUACGUAAAAUGUAAAUAAAGAAUUGAUUGCGUAUGGUUUUACUCGGAAAUCAUUGGCCUGUAAGUCUCUUUGAAGAGCGUGAUUUGGCUGUUGCAGACGGGUUUUUGUUGUGUGCUUCUCAGAAUUAAUAAACGUCUCAAAAUCUUAAUACGUUAUCUUGUAGACGCGUUAUUGAAUAGACAAAUCUGUUCAAGUAACAAGAAAAUGGAUGGUAGUUAGAUGCACGGAUUGCAAAUCAUAUUUGUAAAUUUAAGAUUAAUGGUCAAGGAAAAUACAACAGACUUAACGUUGGUAUAGCCUUUGUGAGGCAAAGUAUCAGGAAAUUUUCAGCAAAUUUUUUUUUCUUAAUUUAUUACCAGACUAGAGGCUAGAAAGGAAAGCUUAAUAAUUCGUCUCCAUUUUCAUUCGUUUGGAAUAUGGCGAUAUUUGAAUUUUUUCUUGUAGAUAUAGCACCAUUUUCUGUUAAGUUCCAUUACGUCUUUAUUUUUAACUCGCCUGUAAGAAUGCAUUUGCAAAUAAAAAUAG